Trichoderma citrinoviride is the source of this 2661-nucleotide messenger RNA. RefSeq names its product DUF221-domain-containing protein. The record is from RefSeq and is a predicted model, not a curated record. Bases 1 to 2661 code for a protein of 886 amino acids. The transcript has 5 exons. NCBI's taxonomy places the organism in Eukaryota, Fungi, Ascomycota, Sordariomycetes, Hypocreales, Hypocreaceae. Gene Ontology annotation, cellular component: plasma membrane. Gene Ontology annotation, molecular function: calcium-activated cation channel activity.
AUGGGCAACUUCAUCAGUUGGCUCAAGAAGAACUUGGCCCCCGAUCAAAACCAGGGGUCUGCGCUGGGAGCUCAGCCAGAGUCGGCAUGGGGCAUGGUCGAUACUCUCAUUCCCGUACUAGUAGUAUCGAGCAUCUACAUCAUCAUCUUCUUAAUCCUGAGGAGGUCCCAGCGGCGCUUCUAUGCGCCACGUACAUAUCUAGGGUCUUUACGUGAAGACGAGCGUACGCCGAGUGUACCAAGCAACUGGCUGACCUGGUUCGCGGACUUCUGGAAGAUCCCCGACGCCUACGUUCUCACGCACCAGAGCCUCGACGCCUACCUCUUCCUCCGAUUCUUGCGCAUCUGCUUCGUCAUCUGCCUCGUCAGCCUGCUUAUCACCUGGCCCAUUCUGUUCCCGAUCAAUGCCACCGGAGGCAAGCACCUGUCCCAGCUCGAGAUCCUGUCCUACAGCGAUGUCGACAUCAACACGCACAAGAACUAUCUGUACGCCCACGCCUUUGUCGGCUGGGCUGUCUACGGCUUCCUCAUGUACAUGAUCACGCGCGAAUGCAUCUUUUACAUCAACUUGCGCCAGGCACACCACAUCAACCCUCACAAUGCCAAGCGAAUCUCCGCGCGCACCGUUCUCUUCACAUCGGUCCCGGAUGAAUAUAACAAUGAGGAGCGCAUCCGAGGCAUGUUCAAGGCAGUCAAGAGGGUCUGGGUCUGCGGCAAGACGAAGGAGCUCGACGAGCUGGUGGAGAAGCGAGAUGAAGCUGCGAUGAAGCUGGAAAAGGGCGAGAUCAGCCUCCUGAAGGCAGUCAACAAGGCCCGUACCAAGGCUCUGAAGAAGGGAGAGGUUCAGCCCGACGGCCCCGCCUCUGCCCACGCUGAAGAUGGCGAUAUCGAGACGGGCAACAUUGCUUCGCGCUGGAUUCCGGACAAGAAACGCCCUCACCACCGCCUCGGUCCCCUUGGUCUCGUUGGCAAAAAGGUCGACACCAUUGAAUGGAGUCGCGCUGAGCUGCAGCGACUGAUUCCCGAGGUGGAAAAGGCGCAGGCUGACUGGAGGGCGGGCAACUAUGAAAAAGUCCGCGCCGUCUUUGUCGAGUUCGAGACUCAGGGAGACGCCCAAUUUGCAUACCAAUCCGUUACCCACCACGAGGCCUUGCACAUGGACCCCAAGGCCAUCGGCGUCCAGCCCAGCGAGGUUGUCUGGAAGAGCUUGUCCCUCCCCUGGUGGCAAGUCAUCAUCCGCCGCUAUGCCGUCUAUGCCUUUAUUGCUGCGCUCAUCAUCUUCUGGGCUAUCCCCGUCGGUAUUGUUGGGUUGAUCGCCCAGGUGAACACGCUGAAGAGCAUCCCCGGCUUGACCUGGAUUGGCGAUAUUCCCAAGCCCAUUCUCGGAGUCAUUUCAGGCCUCCUGCCAGCAGUCGCCCUCUCGGUCCUCAUGUCGAUGGUGCCCGUCAUCAUGCGCCUCUGCGCUCGAUUGGCCGGCGAAGUCUCCCAGUCCCGCGUCGAGCUCUUCACCCAGAACGCCUACUUUUGCUUCCAGCUCAUCCAAGUCUUCCUCAUCCAGACCUUGGCCAACGCAGCCUCAACUGCCCUCGUCCAGAUUGUCCAGCAGCCGGGACAAGUCUUCAACAUUCUCUCUUCAGCCCUGCCGACUGCCUCCAAUUUCUACAUCUCCUAUUUCAUCGUUCAGGGUCUUACCAUUGCCACCAGCGUCGUCACUCAGGUCGUCGGCUUCUUCAUCUUCACGCUGCUGUAUAAGCUGUUGGCCAAGACGCCCCGAGCCAUGUACAAGAAGUGGACCAGCCUCAGCGCUCUUUCUUGGGGCAACCUUCUCCCGGUUUACACCAAUAUUGCCGUCAUUAGCAUUACCUACUCAGUCAUCGCUCCCCUAAUUCUAUUCUGGUCCACUAUUGGUAUGGGCUUGUUCUACCUUGCCUACCGCUAUAACAUCCUCUUCGUCACGGAGACUCGGAUCGACACGCACGGCUUGAUCUAUCCUCGCGCCCUCAAGCAGCUGUUCGCCGGUAUUUACCUGGCCGAAGUCUGCAUGGUUGGUCUGUUCAUCGUCUCCAAGGCCGCCGGACCCGCCGUCCUCAUGGCAAUCUUCCUCGUCUUCACCGUCCUGUACCACAUCACCCUUUCCAAAACCCUUGACCCUCUCCUCUUUGGCCUGCCCCGGACACUCCAGGCGGAGGAGGAGGCUCUUGAGCAGCGCACUGCUGGCAAAGCUGGAACCAGCAUGGAGGAGGGUUUGGCUUCCAACAAUGUAUCUCACGAUGAUACCGCCGGCAAGGGAUCUGUCCCCAACUUUGCGCCAUCAGCAUCUGCCAAGCGGGGCAACGUCCUUACCAGAUUCCUGAAGCCCUGGAUCUACGCGGACUACCACACUCUCCGCGGGCUCUUCCUCAACGAGGAGCACCUUGCCCAGCCGGCUCAGUACGCUGAAGAGAUUGAGGCCGAAGCAUACCUGCCGCCAUCCGUCGCGAGCAAGACGCCCGUUCUUUGGAUCCCCGCGGACCCGGCAGGUCUGUCCAAGCAGGAGGUUGCUGCUUCGAGCAAGAUUAUUCCCAUCACGGACGAAGGUGCAGAGCUCGAUGAGAAGAACCACGUCAAGUGGGACGCGGAAGGCGCCCGACCACCGAUCUGGGAAGAAAAGAUUCACUACUAA